ACAAAGAAGUGUACUGAAUCUUUUGGACUACACAGAUUGAUGUAGUAUUGAUUGUGAUGCUGAUCUUAGUUGUCUCAUUCUGUAUUUUUGUGCUUUGUCUUUUGUUACACAGAGUGAAAGAGAUCUUUGGUUUUGCCUUUGCUGACUGCUGAUCUGAUCGUCUCAAGUCUGGUGACCUGCUGCAGAAAACCCUCUCCCUCUAUCAUUAACAAGCAAUUCAGUCUGUCCUAUCACUCUCCCUCUCCCUGCUCCAUCUUUUUUGACAAGCCAUUCUAUCUUCUAUCAUUUCUCCGCCAUGAGCUCUAUCUAAGUUGACAAGCUUGAACCUGAGUUGAAACGCAAUCCUGUGACUUGAAAUCAAGUUUUACCAGAAUCUAAGUUUUUGGAAUUGAAGUUACCAGAACUUCGUCAAUCUGUUUUCAGAAUUCUGAGAGAUCUCCGCUCUCACUGCUCCAGCUUUCCUGUCGUUAAACUCUCUCACAUCCAGUCAUUUUGCUGGAAAUUACAAGUAAAAAGUUGAAUAUACAGUAAUAGAAUUACAGUACAGUAGAACUCACUGUAGAAACUACUUACAGAGCCCUACAUUUGUCAUUUUAAUUUUUACAUUACACUUUGGAAUAAACACUGAUAGCUUGGCUUACGUGUGCAGUUACUUUGAUAAAUUAUAUAAAAUACACACCUUUUUCAAGGUUUAUUUGUAAUAAGAUAAUCUGGUUAUUUUGUAAUACAUACAUUCAGACUUAUAUUCACAUAAAUAAUAAAUUGGAUCCAAAUAUAUUUUUCAAGUCUGUUUCAUUGGCUAUAACAUUUGACUACAAGUUUAUACUAUUAUUAUUUAAGGACAAACCCUUUUUUGUCACUCAGUGUAAGUAUUCAGUUACAGUUGUCAUCUAGAGGCUGCCCUGAGAACCCAGACUUCCUGUUUCCUGACUGCUGCAGAACGUCCAGCUGAAGAAUCCCCAUAGCCUGUCAUCUGAUCACCACACCAUCACAGCUCCUUAUAUUUGCUUUAAAUUUUAAAUAUCUGAAAGAUUUACACAAAGUCUACUUAAAAGCUAAGAGUUUAAUUAUAGCCUGUUGAUUGUUGAGAUUUAUUCUGCAUAUUACUUUACAGGAGUAUAGACCAAUUUGUUAUCCAGUCUGGUUAAAAAAAAUAGAAGUAAUAAUAUACAGUUUUUGAAAAAGGUACAAUAAAACAGACCAAAGUGUUUUCAAAGAACUUUAAAUAAGUUAAACUAAAUAUUGAGUUUGUAUUUAAGUGAGCCUUUUACAUCAAUUCUGAUAAAGCUCUGAUUUAAGAGAAAGUUGAGGAAUCAGUUUUUCAGUGUUUACAGGUUGAGUUUUGUUUACAUUUGUGUAUAAAUACAUAUAAGGUCCAGUUUGUACUUGCACAAAAUGCCAAGAAAAAGUCAAAGGUCACAGUCCCAGAAGCUUAGAUGGCAAAAGCAGAAAGAACAGGUAAAUGUUUCUCAGAGCGGUGAGCAGGUAAAGGUGUCUGUUACAAGUAUUCCCAGUCCAGAAGUGCAGAGCAGUGCUCAGACAGCUGCAGUGUCCUAUGCAGAUGUGGUAAAGAGAGGUGUUCCCUCAGCAUGUGUGCCAGAUGCUAAAGUACAGCAGGUAAUCCAGACUGAACCCCAGGUAACUGUGCAAACGCAGCAUGAUGGAGAAGCUCCAGGACCGUCUCAUGUACAGGUUACAAACAAUGAAAGUCGUCCACGAGUGAGUAGCAUCUGUGCGUCCCGAAGCCAGGCCGCUGCUAAGUAUGGAAAGUACAGGAAUCAGCAAUGCAUGGCUAACAGUUUGGUUUUCCUGUCAUUCUUACACGAGGAUGAAUUCAUUACCAGAGCAGAUCUUAACCGUGUGUUGGACAAAGGCCAUGCCGUGUAUUCAGAUGCCAGAAAGAGGUUUGUGAACAGCGUGUUUCUCGCCUGUGAUGAGCUUCCCACAGUGGUCACCAGCCGCAGACACGAGUAUCAAGUGGACAUGUCUCAGUUUGCUCAUUAUGGCACAUUUGAUGGUACAGGUCAUCUUCCGAGCCUUGAACAGGGACUACAGUGUUUGGCUUCAGCGGUUCGCUAUGCUUUGCUAGUCAUGGGAGGAACGGUGAUCGCAGUUUGCAGGCUGACUUCAGGUGAAUACGCAUACUUUGACCCUCACCCACGUAAGUCUACAGGAAUGCCAUUGUCGCUAGCUGUAAGUGGUGGAACUGCAGUUAUGUUAAAAUUCACACGUCUUAACGACAUGAUUGACAGGAUCAAACGCUUGUACCGAAUGUUUAGCAUCGCACCAUCCUGCACUUAUGAGCUACAGCCUGUCGAGUUUCACAGUGAAAACGCUGCUUACCAAAGAGAUGCUGAUGAAAACAGACAAACAGCUACAAGUGUUCCAACACCAGUUUUAAAUGAACCUGAAUUUGAAACCCCAAAAUCCACUGAGCAGACACAGAAAACUGUGACCGACACUUUAGCCACUGAAGUGAUGUCAUCCAGAGUGGAUUAUUCAAAUGAGCCAGCUGCUGAGCUGAACAAUUGUCCUUCUGAUUAUUUAGAAAUAGAAACCUCUGCAUCUUCUGUAAGAGACACUCAGGUAACAAAAGAAUCUGUUCCUCAGAAUGAUUUAAACACUGCCUCCUGUUUGACUGAGACAACAGAGGAACUCUCACAUAAACUGUUGAAGCAUAAUAAACAGCAAAGGAGAAAGAUUAGGAGACGAUUAUUGGUCCAAGAAAAUCUUCCACAGAGAAAGGAAAAUCAGAAAAAGAAAGAAAGACAGAUGUACACUUUUGAUGAAAGCUUUAAGGCAAAGAAAAAAGAUUCUAGUAGAAAGUCUCAUGAUUCUGAUCACAGUAAGAAAAAGAGUGUGUACAAAAAUAAUCUGUAUAAACUCAAUGCUACAUAUAGAGAGAAACAGAGAGAACAUUUUAGAAAAAUCUAUAGAGAUAGUGCUAAAAUUAGAGAGAGAAAAGAGAACGUGUCAUAAGGAUGUAUAAAGAAGAUUCGUUAUUCCGAGAAAAGCAGAAGGAGCGUAUAACAAGAACAUAUAGAGAAUCUCCCAUUUUCCGAGAAAAGCAGAAGGAACGUAUAACAAGAACAUAUAGAGAAUCUCCCAUUUUCCGAGAA
Messenger RNA from Oreochromis niloticus (Nile tilapia), 3119 nucleotides. RefSeq lists its product as uncharacterized. Bases 1396 to 2979 code for a protein of 527 amino acids. The transcript has 3 exons. The record is from RefSeq and is a predicted model, not a curated record. NCBI's taxonomy places the organism in Eukaryota, Metazoa, Chordata, Actinopteri, Cichliformes, Cichlidae.